AUGGACGGGAGGAUUGAGCAACGACUUCGACAGGAAGACUUGGAAACCAUGGCCUCACAACAAGCAGAGACGAAAAAUAAAGCUACAAUUCCUCUGUCAUCAUUUUAUGUUCUGAAGGAGUAUGAGAGCAAAAUGAAGCAAAUCGGUCGAGGAAGGAGGGAUGGUAGGGAUACUGGUAGCAAGUUGCUGCUUACGUAUACAGAGGCUUUUCACAAGGGGGAGGAUGGGUGUUAUAAGGGAGUGGGAGAGGAUACUGGGGAAGAGGCUGGGGGCAGACGGGAGGAGGAGAGAGCUAUAGGAAUAGGGGAGCAGGUAGGGAGUGUGUGGGAGCAGGGAGAUGAGGGUGUGGGGAAGAAAGGAUGGGGGGACAAAACUGUCCAGGGAAAUGCUUGGGGGAAUGGAGGGCAAAAGGAGCUGAUGGAGGGCAGGUCAGGGAAGGAUUCAGUAGAUGAGGUGGUGAAUUUUAUGUGGAUUGAUGGUGAGAAAAGUGGAAGUAAGGUAAGGGGGGAGGGUAUGGGGGCUCAUGGGGUGAUGGAAGAUAACAAGAAAGUGGAGACAAAGGGGGGGAGGGGAAAAGGGAAUCACAAGGUCAAUAAGAGUUGGAAGAGGGAGCCCCUUGACAGUUCCCCAACUAAAGGAGUCUAUGAAGCUCCAUUCUCUAUCAUUGAAUUGUUAAUAGAGGAUAGGGAAGUAGGUGGUGAAUGGUGGUGUGUCUGUGUGUAUGCUAGUGCUGAUGUUAGGAUUAGGAAGGAACAGUGGAAGGUCAUAGCUAGGAGGAGUUGUCUGUGGGGAGAAGCAUGGGCUAUUAUGGGAGACUUGAAUGAUAUUACAUCAAAUAAUGAAAAGUGGGGAGGGAGGCACAGGGCUGAGGUUUGGAAGGAGUUCCCUGGACUUGGUGUAAUAACUGGGGUAGUGAGGGAGAGGUAUAAAGAAAGGAUUGAUAGAGUUUUGGGUAGUCAAGGCUGGAUAAAGAGGUUUGAGAAGGCAAAAUGUACUCAUGUUGAAACUGAGGCUUCUGAUCAUUGUUUAUUGGUACUGGAUACAAAACCAGUAGAGAGGAGGUUCAUGUUUGACAGGAGAUGGUUGGGACAUAGGGAUAUAGGGGAGGUUAUUGAUAAGCUGAUAGAGCAAGUGAAGAAGGAGAUAAAGGAAGCUAAGGAACUGAAAAGUGAUGGUUAUAGGGUCAAGGUAGCUUGCCUGAAAAGGAAGUUGGUUGAGGCUUAUAAAAAAGAGGAGAUAUAUUGGAGUCAGAAGGCUAGAGUGGACUGGUUGAAAGAGGGGGAUAGAAAUACCAAGUUUUUCCAUGCGAAGGUGUUAGGUGUUCCACAGACCAUCACUGAGGAGAUGAAUAGGGAGCUCACCAGGAAUGUAUCAGAGCAAGAGAUCAGCAAAGCAAUCUUCUCGAUGCACCCACACAAGUCCCCAGGACCAGAUGGUCAUUUGCUCAAAUCUGUUAAUGAAACUUUAAUCAGUUUGAUUCCCAAAACUAACACUGCUAGUUCCAUUUCAGAUUUCAGACCUAUAAGCUUGUGUAAUGUCCUUUACAAAAUCAUUUCAAAAGUGCUCACCAAUAGGUUCAAACUAGUUCUGAGUGCUUGUAUUAGUCAUUCCCAGUCUGCGUUUGUCCCUGAAAGGGAUGGUUUCAUGGCUAUUAAAUUGGAUAUGUCAAAGGCUUAUGAUAGAGUAGAAUGGAAAUUCCUGGCUAAAAUGAUGAUGAAGAUGGGAUUCUGUCCAAAAUGGAUUCAGUGGGUGCUGGAGUGUGUAUCUAGUGUUACCUACUCUAUUAAUUUUAAUGGGGAGAAAAGAGGGUACAUUAAGCCAACAAGAGGGUUGAGACAGGGAAAUCCUCUAUCUCCCUAUUUGCUUUUGAUCUGUGCUGAGGGGUUUUCCUCUUUGCUGAACCAAGCAAAGGUGCAUGGAAGGUUGACUGGCUUGAAGAUUGCUCAGGGGGCUCCUAGUCUAUCUCAUUUGUUUUUUGUAGAUGAUUCCCUGAUCUUCUGUAAAGCAAAUGUUGAUGAAGCUAGUCAGAUAAUGAGGAUUCUAGAAGUGUAUAAACAAGCUUCUGGUCAGUUAGUAAAUGUAGAGAAAUCCUCUCUGUUCUUUAGCAGGAAUGUAGGCAGUAGAAUGAAGGAGGGGGUUAUGAGGAAGUUGCAGGGAAUGAGACUUGCUCAGCACAGCAAAUAUUUGGGGUUACCUCUACCCAUUGGACGAUCCAAAAGGCAGGCAUUUGAGUUCAUCAGGAAUAAAGCUAUGGAGAGGCUGCAUGGAUGGAAAGAGCAGUUAUUGAGUCAGGCAGGGAAGGAGGUUCUGCUUAAAUCUGUUAUACUGGCCCUGCCCACCUGGCGAAAAUUGUCUGAAGUGAAAGCUGAAGGAGACCUUGGUUUCAGGGAUCUUCAUGAGUAUAAUCUGGCCUUGUUGGCAAAGCAGCUAUGGAGGAUUUUAACCAGGCCAAAUCUGUUAAUGAGUAAGGUUAUCAAAGCUAGGUACUUCAAGGGGGUCUCUCUAUGGAAGAUGGAAAGCAAUGGUACUGACUCUUGGUGUUGGAAAAGCCUACUGAGGGCAAGGGGGAUUUUAGAAGCAGGGCUAAGGAAGAGGGUGGGUGAUGGACAAUCUAUCAGCAUAUGGGAUGAUAGGUGGCUUCCUGAUUCAGAAGAUGGGAGAGUUAAAACUCAAAGAAGGGAGGAAGUGGGUGUUUUCAGAGUUAGUGAUCUCAUACAAGAAGAUAAGUGGAACAAGGAGUUGAUUGUUCAGGUGUUUGAGGACCAAGAAGGAAAGGAAAUUCUGAGAAUUCCUCUGAGUGUAUUUGAGAGGAAGGACACUGUAUACUGGAUUAAGUCUAGCACUGGGGAGUUUACAGGUGUGUUGCCUGUAAACGUUGCUAUCAAAGAAAGAUGCUCAACAGGGGAUCCUGUUUGCAAAUGCUGUGGGGAGUACCCGGAAACUAUUGAACAUCUGCUCUUUUUCUAUGAUAAUGCUAAGGCUGUCUGGAAGACAGCACCUAUAAGCUGGGAAGGGUUAGAGUGUUUCAGGAACAGUUUUGGCCACUGGUGGGAGGAGCUGAGGGAUGUCAGGGCAUUGGAAAGUGGUCAGGAGAGAAUUGAGUUGACCGUUCUAUGGCAGAUAUGGAAAUCAAGGAAUAGGAAGCAGUUUGAGGAUAAAAGGAUGGACCCAAUGGCAGUAGUGCAGAAGGAAACUAGGGAGUGGAGAGAGUUCCAGGAGGUUCAGGAUUUGGAAGGGGGGAUGGGUAGCUUUAGGACUAAAGGAAAGGAGGGAUUGGGGGGUUGGAAGGCACCAAAGGGAGGUUGGGUUAAGAUAAACUCUGAUGCAGCAAUGCAAUAG
This is a messenger RNA of Coffea eugenioides, 3339 nucleotides long. RefSeq lists its product as uncharacterized. The record is from RefSeq and is a predicted model, not a curated record. Bases 1 to 3339 code for a protein of 1112 amino acids. Lineage: Eukaryota; Viridiplantae; Streptophyta; Magnoliopsida; Gentianales; Rubiaceae. The transcript has 11 exons.